AUGGCCAAGCCAGACAGAGAUUGCAAAACAACUCGGGGCACCGACGGCCGACCCCGCGGGCACGGCGGAGCGCGGGGAGGGGCGGGGCCAGCGGGCCGCCUCGUGCCGCGCGGAAACUCAAACCGGCGGCCGCGCCCGCGACCAAUGAGCCCGCGGCGCCGCCCGCCGCCAGCCAAUGGGAGCGCGCUGCCGGGGCGGGGCGGGGCGCGGCACUGCCGGGCGGCGGCAACUCUCGGGGCCGCGGCGGCGGCUGCGAUGGCCCCGGAGCGCGGCUCCCGUCCGUCCCCCGCGGGGCCGCUCCCCGCCGGCACCGAGGGGCUGCCCCGGGCCUUCCUGCAGAGCCUGCGCACCCUCUUCGAUAUCCUGGACGACCGGCGGCGGGGGUACGUGCACCUCCGGGAGAUCGAGUCCCGCUGGCAGGGCGCGGAGGCCCGCGAGCUGCCCUCCGGCGUGUUGGACGGGCUGCGGCGGGCGGCGCCGCCCAGCGGGUAUCUCACCUUCGAGCGCUUCGUCCUGGGGCUGCGCGCCGCGCUGCCCGGCGCCGACGGCGGAGUCCCGGGUAAGGGCAGAGCACCGGGGCGCGGGGAGCCGCGGGACAAGGAGCGGGACAAGGAGCGGGGCCGCGGCCCCGCCGUCACCGCCUCGCGGAGCCUGGAGAAGCUGCCGAGCCCGCACGGCAACGAGGAGCGGCGCGGGCAGAGCGGCGGACACCGCGAGCCGGAGCCAGGCCAGGGGCAGCCGCGCGGCCGAGGUAUUGAUGUUAAGUCUGCUGGGCAGUCCCAAGGAGAUGGUGGCCAUGCAGGCCCUGGGGACGUUCGGAGACAUCAGAGGGGACGUGCAGAACACCGGAGACACACUAUUGCCAAUGGUGUGGACUUUGGCAUGCUGAAGCAUAUGAAGGAGCUGGAACAGGAGAAGGAUUUCCUGCUUCAGGGUCUGGAGAUGGUUGAGCGUGCCCGUGAGUGGUACCACCAGCACAUCCAUUUCAUGCAAGAACGCCAGAGGCUGCUGGGGAAAAACAAAACCAGCACUGACUUCCUUCCUGAUGGCAGUCAGAGCCACCUGGGGCACCUGAUCCCAAAGCUGCAGGAGGUGAACCGCUGCCUGGGUGACCUCUUGUCAGCUGUGGGCAAGCCAGGGAACUCCACCUCAGCGCUGAGCAGGCUGACCCCCACUGCCCUUGCCGUGUCCCCAGCUUCAGCAGGCUCCCAGCAAGCCAUCAACAUGCUGAAGGAGCAAAACCGGCUUCUCACCAAGGAGGUGACUGACAAGAGUGAACGCAUCACCCAGCUGGAACAGGAGAAAUCUGCUUUGAUCAAGCAGCUCUUUGAGGCACGUGCCCGCAGCAAUCACGAAAUGAGCCAGCUGGACUCCACCUUCAUCUAGCAUGUGUCUCCCAGCGCUCCUCGCCCCAUAUUGAGCUUCUCCAGGGGAUUGGUGGAGCUGGGGCUCUUGCCCUAAAACCCUUCUGUCCAUUGCUCCAGGUGUUCAUCUCAAGGCCUGUGGAGGCCUGGAACUGCCCAUGGUGGGAAGAAGCUGGGGACAGCGCUUCCCUGAUCUGCUUGGGCAGGCCUCGGGAGUCCCCUCCCUGCCAUGCUGCUGCACGUGGCCGGCAGUGCUGCUCGCAAGCUGCUCCUGUUCAAAACUGACUGCAGUUGACUGCUCCCCUACCUCUUGACCCCCAGUGUGUCGGGUGGAAACAGCUGCUGCUCUUACUGUGUGAAUGGGGAGAGCUGCUGUACUCUAGGCCUGACCUAGGCUGAAUUCUGGCUGCUCUUGGAAAAAGAUACUGAUCUUUAACAUUCCAUCUGGCAUUCCCAGGCAAGCCUGCCCACUGAAGGGCAUCCUGUCUGCUGCUUGUCCCUCUGUCAGAGGACAGGAUUGAAAAUCUGUAGUGGGGCAUGCCUAGUUCCCCCCUGCUGCCUGUGUUCUGCCCGCUAGUGGAACCAGACUGGGCUAGAGCAAUGCCUGAGCUGGUGCUCCUCCUGGGAUAAUCCUUUCCAGUUUGCCGUAGUGAUGCCAUAGUCGCUGUUUACACAUUUGCAGGCUCCUGUAGUUGAUGAGCCAUAGACCUGGAUCAGGUAACCUGUACCUCUGAGCUGCUCGUUCAGGCUGUUUGCAGAUUGAGGCAGAUACCUCUAUCUCUCUUUAUCUUCCUGAACUGGCAAACAUUUCCUAAUGACUGCCAGACCUAUAUUUUUUCCUGAUGACUUUAAAAGGAGAGGUUAUGUCUUGCAGCAUGAGCCUGAUUUCACAGUGGGGCUUUAGGACUCGUUUUCUUGUUUAACUGAAUGCGGGUGAUGGAGAAGAGGUGGCUGGUCUCUUUCUUUUGCACAUCUCCUGGUGGAGAAAUGGCAGCUUUGCGUGGUGGUGUAAGCAUGGGUCAUAGACUGAUGUGUCUCGGGAUAUCUCCUCCUUUCCAUGCAGCUCAGUGAUGGGGCUUGACCUGAAUAAUAUUUUUCAGUGUGGCUUGGUACUUGUUACUGAUGGUACAUUUGUAAGUGAUCGGUGUGAAUCCCCACCUAGCGCAGCCUUGGCCUUUCUCUUCAGCAUUGUUUUGUGUUCAGACUCCUGGCACAGUGCUGUAGCACAACACGCCAAGCUGGGCAAAAAGUGCUGCCUUGCUGUGCCAGCUUCAGCUGUGUUAGGCUGGGGACUGUGCAGACCAACUCCUCACCUACUCCUGAGAAGACCCUUUUACCCAUCCAGUGCAGUUUGUCCCACCCAACUCUCUGAGGCUGACCUUGACCUGAAGCUCACUUUAUGGUGUUCAGUCUCUGCUCUUUUCUUGCACCUGCUGCCAGAGUGGGGAUCAGAAAGCGCAAGGGAGAGUGAGGAAGAGCAAGUCCAAAGGAGUCAUCUUCUAUCUGCAGGAGUAGGGUGUUAGUUGUCCCCUGGGCAUCAGUGCCUGCCAUCCCUGUCAUGAUGCCACCUCUGGUGUCCGGUGCCUGUUUUACCUGAGGUUUAACAAAAAGUGACUCUCCUUGUAACCUGUCUUUAGGGAUAAUAAAGUGGGGUGAUCUAUUUAAUUUAUCUUUCUGUCUCUGACUGAAUCAGUCCAUCUAUUGCUGCAAGCCUUGCAGUUCCUGCCUGUCUUGUCUGGAGGGAUUGCAGGUGAGCAGAGGUUGCACAGCCCUGAGGAGCCCAGUGGGUCUGUGCUCCAGGUCAUGUUCCCAUGCCCUUUCCCUUCCCAUCUGGACAUCUCUGUGCUGUUGGGCUGGGGACACUCCUGGCCUUUCCUCACUGCUGCGCAAUGGGAUUACAAAACACCCAUACUAUGCAACCCUUAGAGCCUGUGGCUGUUACUCUAGCAGCUUGCUGUGGGGCUUCUGCUCAGGUGAUGCUGAUGUAGUUCACAAAUUUAAUGCUAUUUCUUUUUGAGUGGUGCCUUCCUGCAGCACAGCUGGGAUGCUGCUGCACCCUGCAGGGUCCGACCUGCACUUCUGUGCUCUGCAGCUGAGCUGUCUGUGCCUCCAUCUCUGGUAUGGGAGCAGAGCUGUGCAGGAGAAUCUGAGCCAAAGCCCUCCUGUGCUUGGGAGAGUGAUCUUUGCAGCGGCUCCUUUCAAGUGGAGAGUGGGGCAGCCACAAGUCCUAGACAGGGGAAGGAGGGAGUGAUAAUUGCCAUAAAUGUCCCAGUUUUCGCUAAGAUGUGAAGUCCGAAAGGUCUUUCAAAGCAAAGAGAGGAUCAUUGUCUCUGCUCAAUGCCCCUCUGUGUGAGGAGCCAGGGCAGCUCUGCCCCUGCCCUGGUGCUGGGGCUGCCUGGCUGCAGGGGAACAUCCUGUCCACUGUCCAGACAGUGCUGGACCUGGGCCCUCU
Phasianus colchicus (ring-necked pheasant) is the source of this 3816-nucleotide messenger RNA. RefSeq names its product suppressor APC domain containing 2 (gene SAPCD2). The record is from RefSeq and is a predicted model, not a curated record. Lineage: Eukaryota; Metazoa; Chordata; Aves; Galliformes; Phasianidae.